This is a messenger RNA of Kazachstania africana CBS 2517, 1584 nucleotides long. RefSeq lists its product as uncharacterized. Bases 1 to 1584 code for a protein of 527 amino acids. Gene Ontology annotation, biological process: actin filament organization. The record is from RefSeq and is a predicted model, not a curated record. Gene Ontology annotation, molecular function: actin filament binding. The transcript has a single exon. Lineage: Eukaryota; Fungi; Ascomycota; Saccharomycetes; Saccharomycetales; Saccharomycetaceae.
AUGAACUCAAGGUUCGGUAGAAUAUCAAAAUACAAGAAUGUUUUCAGUCAAAUAGGUUCGAAGAAAACACAUUACGAUAAUGUGAAAAUUACGAACAGUGUAUGGGAUACAAAUGUAAUUAAAGCGAAUGGUAUGUUUCUUUCCAUUAUUUGGAAUUCAUUUGGCUCGUUUGCCGUCCUUCCAAUAUCUGAAUCUGGUAAAUGCCCAGAUGUAAUGCCAUUAUUUACCGGUCACAAAGGGAACGUAUUGGAUAUUGAUUUUGACCCAUUCGAUGAUUAUAAGAUUAGUUCCUGCUCAGAGGAUAAAAGUAUAGCCAUAUGGCAGAUUCCAAAGGAUUAUUCAAUACGUUCUAAGAGGUUCAAAUUUAAGGGCAUCCAACCUACUGCCAGACUAACCGGCCAUGAGAAAAAAGUAGGUCAUGUACUUUAUAACCCAGUCAUUCAAGAUCUACUGGCUUCAUCCUCCUUCGAUCAAACUGUCAAAAUUUGGGAUAUCUCGACUGGAGAGACACUUCACACACUGCAACAUGACGAAGUGGUACUAUCACUCAGUUUCUCGUAUGACGGGAACUAUUUAGCUACACUUUCCCGUAAUCGUAUUUUGAGAGUUUGGGACAUCCGUAAUGGAACAGUAAUCAGUCAAGGUGAAGCCCACGAAGGGGUGAAGAGCCAAAGGGUGAUAUGGUUGGGUAAUUCUAAUAGACUGGCCACCACCGGAUUCUCUAAUUUAAGUUACCGUCAAAUUGGUAUUUGGAACGCAUUCAACAUCGAAGAUGGUCCAAUUAAGAAAUUUUAUAGCAUUGAUCAAUCAUCAGGAAUAUUGAUGCCCUUCUAUGACAAUGGGAACAAGAUUCUAUAUGUGGUGGGGAAAGGUGACGGAAGCAUUAGAUAUUAUGAGUUUCAAAAUGAUGAAUUAUUCUUACUCUCAGAGAUCUAUUUCAUUGAAUCACAGAGAGGCUUUGCUGUUUCACCCAAAAGUCAUGUAAAUGUUAAAGAAAAUGAAAUUCUGAAGGGGUAUAAGACCGUUCUAGAUAAGGCUAUCGAACCUAUUUCAUUUUAUGUACCGAGAUGGUCAAAGGAGUUCCAGUACGACAUCUACCCCGACUGUCCCUUUACUAAGAAGCCCGCAUUGACCGUAGCUGAAUGGCGAAUGGGGAAGACUGUGGAAGGUCCCAUUCUUUUCAGUAUGAAAUCUCUUUAUGACGAUUCUGAGCCAUCCUUGUAUCCUGCCAGGAAAGAAACUGAGAAUAAAGCAAAGAUUCUCAAAGACCCCACUACAAGCGCAGCCAUAAAUCAAGUUCAAGAGUCCAAAGAUGUUAGAAAAGAGUCAACGACGGAAACGGAAGCGGAACCUUCACCGCAACCGACCAGUAUUACUAACCUUACAAAAACAUCCCCUAGUUCCAAAAAUACACUACUACAAGAUAUCAAACGCGAACUGGCAGAAAUACCCUCACUGAUCUGCAGACUGGACGACAGUAUAGCGAAACUCAGGGACCUGAAUCUGUCUGAAAAACACCAAGCUACUCUCAUAACAAGACUGGAUCGCAGCAUAGACCAAUACGUCUCCAAGAACACCCGGUGA